This is a messenger RNA of Aspergillus puulaauensis, 1086 nucleotides long. Its product is annotated as NAD(P)-dependent alcohol dehydrogenase. NCBI's taxonomy places the organism in Eukaryota, Fungi, Ascomycota, Eurotiomycetes, Eurotiales, Aspergillaceae. Bases 1 to 1086 code for a protein of 361 amino acids. Gene Ontology annotation, molecular function: zinc ion binding; alcohol dehydrogenase (NADP+) activity. The transcript has 3 exons. The record is from RefSeq and is a predicted model, not a curated record. Gene Ontology annotation, biological process: alcohol metabolic process.
AUGGUGCAGCAAGAUUACAAGUUUGAAGGAUGGAUGGGCCUCGACAAAAACUCGGCCGAUGGGAACAUGGUCUGGCAGGAGUUCGAGCCCAAGGCCUGGGAGGAAAACGACGUUGAUAUCAAGGUCACACACUGCGGUAUCUGUGGCUCUGACUUGCACACUCUUCGCAGUGGUUGGAGACCCGCCAUGUACCCCUGCUGUGUAGGCCACGAAAUCGUGGGUACCGCAGUUCGUGUUGGCUCCAAAGCCGUCGGCGGUAUUAAGGUGGGAGACCGUGUUGGAGUCGGCGCACAGAGCGAUGCCUGUGUGGGCCGUUUCGGCGACUGUCCCGAGUGUGCCAUGGGCUGGGAAAACUACUGCUCGCACAAAUUCGUUGGAACUUACAACAGUGUCCAUUACAAUGGAGGGAAAUCCUACGGUGGGUAUGCGCUGUAUAACCGCGUCCCUUCCCACUUUGCAGUGAAGAUUCCAGAUGCUAUCCCCUCUGCUGAAGCGGCACCGAUGCUAUGUGGUGGUGUUACGCUUUACAGUCCGUUGAAGCAUAACAACUGCGGGCCUGGAAAGCGUGUGGGUAUCAUUGGUGUUGGAGGUCUGGGCCACUUUGGUGUGCUCUUUGCUAAAGCCCUGGGUGCGGAUAAGGUUGUUGCUAUCUCACGCAAGACUGGGAAGAGUGAAGACGCACUUAAGAUGGGUGCUGAUCUCUACAUUGCGACUGAUGACGAGCCGGACUGGGCAACUAAGUACGCCCGUUCUUUGGAUCUCAUUGUUUGCACCGUGUCCUCGACUCAGAUGCCUAUGGCCGAAUACGUGGGUCUCCUUGCAACGAACGGAAGCUUUGUUCAGGUUGGUCUACCAGAGGAUGGUCAACUUAACGCACCUGUUGCAAAUCUCAAGCGCCGCCUCAAGAUGGAAAGCUCCCUCGUUGGAAGCCCAGAUGAGAUUAGGGAAAUGCUUGCUCUCGUUGCAGAGAAAGGCGUAAAGCCAUGGAUUGAAGAGGUUCCGAUGAAGGACGCCAACAAGGCAAUUGUUGAUAUGCACGAAGGCAAGGCUCGGUACCGUUACGUCCUGGUGAACAAAGAACAAUAG